This is a messenger RNA of Exophiala bonariae, 903 nucleotides long. RefSeq lists its product as uncharacterized. The record is from RefSeq and is a predicted model, not a curated record. Gene Ontology annotation, molecular function: electron-transferring-flavoprotein dehydrogenase activity; flavin adenine dinucleotide binding. NCBI's taxonomy places the organism in Eukaryota, Fungi, Ascomycota, Eurotiomycetes, Chaetothyriales, Herpotrichiellaceae. The coding region runs from base 1 to 903 and encodes 300 amino acids. Gene Ontology annotation, cellular component: cytoplasm. The transcript has 3 exons.
AUGGUGGCCUCCAAUUUCGCGCUACAGGCUCGGCCGAUCAAGGUGCUGAUUGCGGGUGGCUCCUAUGCUGGUUUGGGAACGGCUUUGAAUCUGCUGGAUCUAUGUUCCGGUCGAUUUCCACGGUUCGAGUACAAUGUGGAGGGCGAACCUGAUCCUCGGAAAAUUGGUGUCGAAAUCACGAUUGUUGACGAACGUGACGGAUACUACCAUUUGAUCUCUUCUCCAUUAGUCCUUGCAUCCAGUGACUUUGCGAAAAAGGCUUGGCGAAGGUUCGAUGAGAUUCCGGCAUUGAAAAACAUCAAGACAAUCCAAGGCAGUGUUCAGAGAAUUGAGAGCAAGCUCCAGAAGGCGACUAUCAUAGAAGCCAACAGUAAAUUACCAACAGAAGUCCCAUACGACUUUUUCGUUGGUGCUUCUGGAUUGCGGAGAGCCUGGCCUGUUGUACCGCAGAGCUUGACCAAAGCUGAUUAUAUUGGGGAAACUUUGAGCCAUAUCAAGUCGGUUGAAGCGGCAGCGAAUGGAGUCGUCGUUGUCGGUGGUGGGGCCGUUGGCAUCGAGAUGGCCGCUGAAAUAAAAUUGGUGAUGCCAACACAGCGAGUGACGCUGAUCCAUUCUCGAGAGAACCUACUAUCCUCAGAACCGUUGCCAAAUGAUUUCAAAGAGAGAUCUCGCCUCGCCCUCGAGGAAACUGGUGUUGAGUUGAUCUUGGGAGAAAGGGUCCUGGAGACUCUCAACUUGACGAAUGAAGAUGGCUCCCAAUAUUCGGAACUUAUUUUGAGCAGCGGGGCACAUAUAACCUGCGGAUGCGUUAUUCAUGCCAUGUCAAAGAGUGUCCCUUCGACUGCAUACAUGCCGCAGGCAUCGUUAGAUGACCAGCAAUAUGUUCAAGUGACACCUUCGUAA